AUGGACCACGAGUCCGCCAACGGGACGGUUGCUGGUAACGGCACUCUGGGUUUGGCGCCACCUCUCAAUACCACGUCCGACGAGGACGAGCUGUACCAGGUGCCCGUCGAGAUUAUUGUGCUGCUGUCCUUUUGCUACGGGCUCAUCUCACUGGUUGCCGUUGCUGGCAACUCCAUGGUGCUCUGGAUCGUGGCCACGUCACGGCGCAUGCAGACUGUCACCAACUUCUUCAUCGCAAACUUGGCCGUGGCCGACAUCAUCAUCGGGCUGUUCUCCAUUCCGUUCCAGUUCCAGGCGGCCCUUCUUCAGCGCUGGGUGCUGCCCGAGUUCAUGUGCGCCUUCUGCCCCUUCGUACAGGUGCUCUCGGUUAACGUGUCCAUAUUCACGCUGACUGCCAUCGCAUUGGACCGCUACCGCGCCGUGACAGCCCCGCUACGCGCCCGCUGCUGCUCAAAGUUCAACGCGAAAGUGCUCAUCGGCGUUGUGUGGGCCGUGUCGACGGCGGCUGCUUUGCCGUACGCCCUCGCACUACGCGUCAUUCUCGUCUACGACUCGGUGUCCGGCGAAAUAUCGCGGCCCUUCUGCAUCAACGUGGUACUGCCGCCGUUCGCCUGGAAAGUUUACAACCACGUGCUCGUCGGUCUGCAGUACUUUCUGCCACUUUGCGUCAUCUGCUACACGUACGGACGCAUUGGUGGCGCGGUGCGCAAUUCGCGCACGCCGGGCAACGCAGAGACUGUGCGUGACACCAACAUCAUACGCAACAAGCGAAAGUUCGAAAUCUUCCACGAACAGUUGCUGAUCUUGUUUGUCAACAUUCUCAAGCUGAACAUUCUGUAG
Rhipicephalus microplus (southern cattle tick) is the source of this 840-nucleotide messenger RNA. RefSeq names its product tachykinin-like peptides receptor 99D. Lineage: Eukaryota; Metazoa; Arthropoda; Arachnida; Ixodida; Ixodidae. Gene Ontology annotation, cellular component: plasma membrane. The record is from RefSeq and is a predicted model, not a curated record. Gene Ontology annotation, biological process: G protein-coupled receptor signaling pathway. Gene Ontology annotation, molecular function: neuropeptide Y receptor activity.